CCUGGCCCCGCCCCCUCCGUCAUCACCGCCCACAGUGUGACCUCACUGCCGACCUUAGACCCCCCCAGGGUGGUGAUGAGUGUGGAGGAGUUCUACUACGGAACGUUUGAGGGUGACCUGAGUCUGAGGAAGCCCCUCCCACUGGGGAUCAAAACAUCCACCUUCACCUGCCAGAUCUGCACUUACCUGGCCGAGAACAACCUGAGGUUGAUGCAGCACAUGCUCCACCACUCAGAGCUGGUUGGAGGAAGAGCAACAGGUGACGAGAGGAAGUGCUGCAAGUUCUGUUACCGACAGUUCUCCUCUCCAGCUCAGCUGCAGAGCCACCAGGAGCAGGUGCAUGGCCCCGCCCUCUCCUCCUGUUUGUGUCGUAUUUGUGAGUGGGCGUUUGAGAACGAGCCGGCCUUCUUGAACCACAUGAAGUCCAACCACAAACCCGGAGAGAUGCCCUAUGUCUGCCAGGUGUGUUCCUAUCGCUCGUCGUUCUACUCCGACAUCCUGCAGCACUUCGCCAGCUUCCAUAGAGACUCUCGCUUCCUGAUGUGUCUUUUCUGCUUGAAGGUGACCAGAAACCCCAUCAGCUACCAGCAGCACCUGUUGAGACACCAGAUGAACCAGGCCUUCCACUGUAACAGGUGUCGUCUUCAGUUCAUCUUCCUGAAGGACAAGAUGCAGCACAAACUGGAGAACCAUCGCAGCUUCCGUCGACCUGCUCAGCUUGAAGGACUACCACCGGGGUCAAAGGUAACGAUCAGGACUUACGGGAAGAUCCGGCCUUUGACAUUAGCAGGCAGCCGGCUGCUCCAGAGCCCCGCCUCCCUCAUCCAGCCAAUCAACAUCAAGACUGAGAAGUCUCCACUGCAGAGAAGCCCCGCCCUCCACAAGUCACCUAGAUCCCCAACCAAGAGACCGGUCGGCCGCAGAAUCCACGUCAACAGGUCUUCUGGUUGUGAUGGAGACCUCCUGCUGUGUUUGGAAUGUGGAACCAGGGUCCUGGACUUCUCGGCUCACUACCCGACUCACGUCCGGUGUCUGUUGUGUCCGUACAGCAGCUGCUGCUCCAGAGCCUACGCCUCCCACAUGAUCCAUCACCACGUUCCACAGACCAAAGACAGAGUUCUUCCUCUUCACAGACGUCCUCCUCCAUGUGUUUUCCUGCUGCGCUGCUCAAACUGUGACUUCAGCUCUCAGACUGCAGAUCAGAUGGCUGAACACCUGCUGAUGAACCCGGAGCACCACAGCGCCACCUGUCAGGCCAGAAGCUACAUUGAACCUGACAUCCAGUUCUGCCACAAUAAGGAGCAGCACCCUUCAGAAGAGAAAGAACCAGUCCAGAACAAGGACUUGCCCGAUCCGUCCUGGAGGUCAGCGGAUUGUUGGAAACUGCCGUCAGAGAGCGACGGCUCCACGUCCACCAUCGACCCGUUUGAGCAGAGCACUGGACCUUAUCACUUCCUGAACAAGAACACCGAUGCCAUUGACUACUUUCACCUGCUCUUCCCUUCAGAGCUCAUGGAGCUGAUCACCAACGAGACCAAUGCCCACGCUAAGACCUGCCAGUUCCUGGGCUCCGGCUUCCCAGACUGGAUCCCCGCCACCAACCAUGAGAUCAAAGGUUUCUUCGGCCUGGUCAUUCUGAUGGGGAUCCAGAACCUCCCCGACCCGUCGCACUACUGGUCUUGGAGUCACUACGACAACAGCUACACCUUCUUCCGCGCCAUGACCUUCAAACGCUUCAAGCAGAUUGCUACCAACAUCCGCAUGGGCAGCUUCACCACUGACGAGUUUCGUGGAACCGGCAAACCCUGCGACUCGCUGCACAUCUUCAGGCCGAUGCUGAAUAUUCUGGGAGGAGCCAUGUGGCACGCCUAUCAGCCGAACUGCUGCCUGUCCAUCGACAGGGCGCUGCUGCCCAGCCCCGAGGAGGGGAGCUGCUACGCCAAGCGAGAUCCAAAGACCCAGCCUCAGGUGUGGCUGCUCUGCGAUUCCAAGUCCGGCUACUGCCACCGCUUCUUCAUCCAGGUGGGGGAGAAGGUGGGCCAGGAGCAAGGCUUCACUGUGGUACCGGAGCUGGUGAAGGAUCUGGAGGACAAACACCACCAGCUUUACCUGGCUAGUUCACUUGCAUCGGUCCCGCUCAUGCAGAAGCUCCUAGACCAGGGCAUCUACGCCUCCAGCUCCUUCCCUCCACUCAACCCCAUACUACCCAGAGAGCUGUGGGAGGAGGGUCGGCUGGAGAAACCUGGGGACUUCCUGCAGAGACAGUUUGGCCCCCUGUUGGCCACCCGCUGGAGGGACACCAAAGAGAUGGGCUGCCUGUCAACCAAUGCAGCGCCAGGUGAACAGGACACUGUUUGGAGGAGGUCUCAGACCAAAGCGGGCGAACUGGACCCCAUAGACCGCCCAAUGGCCUUCUGCCUCCUGCAGGAGAACAUGCGAGGGGUUGACAUCUGCAAGCAGUUGCUGGCAUGCAACCCGCUGGGAGGAAUCCCCCAGGACCGGCACUGGCGCGGCCUCUUCUGGUUUCUGGUCAACCUGAGCAUCGUCAACGCCUUCAUCGUGCUGCGGGAGAGCCGCAAGGAGAACCCGCCGGCCUGGGUGCAAGACGGCCUUUUUACUCAGGUCAACUUCCGCAAGCGUUUGGGCAACCAGCUCGCCAAGUGUGCUCAGAACAACUUUGAGACCAUGGAGAUCGCCAGCUCCCGUGGGAGCAGGGCAGAGGCGACCGAAGCACCAGUUAAACAAAGACACCGGAUGGGGAAGAUCAGCAGCAUCUCAAAGAGGUGCAAGACCUGUCACUUGAAGAACCUCCGCCAUGAGAGUGUUUACGGCUGCAUCGUCUGCAGAGCAAACCUUUGCAAACAGCCGAGAUGCUUCUGGGAAUUUCACGGCUUGUCACCUCUAAACAAAGGAUCAACAAGAGUUGGAUUUAUCAAGGACAGAAUAAGUGGAGAAAUCACGGUGAAGGAGGUUGAGGACAACGUGGACGGGGCGAUGGCGCCGUUGGAGGACAUGGACUUUUCUGACGAUGAUCUGGUUGACAUUGAUGAUGACACUGAAGAUAUAAAGGAAGAAUAUAUCAAAGAAGUAAAAAGUCCAACGUCUCACCUGUCUUCAACAACGACCGGCCGCGCCCCACCAGCGACCACCUCGUCUUCCUGUAAAGAGCGGGAUGAUUUCCUGAGCGCCCGUCAGCUGAGGAUCGCCCUCUUCGCUCUGUGUGACGGACUUCGCCAAGCCUCAAAGGUGUUUGUAAUCGAGACGCAGCUCAUCCGGUCCUGGCUGAAGGAGGCCAGGAAGCGUUUGAAGUCAACUGGACAUCAGCAGAAGUCGGAUGCCGACGCUGGGGACCGCAUGGUGGCCUGGGUGCUGUCCAUGCGUGAGCAGCAGCUUCCGAUCACAGAGAGCAACCUCUUCCACAAAGCCUCCACGCUGAAGAAGAAGGGAGGUUUCAGUGACUCCUUCCGCAUCUCCUAUGACUGGGCGGUGAGCUUCAUGCUGAAGCAUCAGCUGGGCGUUCGGAGCAUCAGUAGGGCAGCAACGCUGGCUUGCACUUUGCCACUUUCCCUGGAGGCCAAGAUCAAGUCCUUCAAGGAUUUUACGCAGAAGGUCAUCCGGGUCAACAAGCUGUCAGAAGGCGCUGUGGCUGCGAUGGACGAGUUGUGUCUCUUUGUGGAUUUGAGGUUAGUUCAGGACAAGUCCCGCCGCUCGGAGGCCCUGGAGCUCACUGGGUCUUUACCUCUGGUCACUGUGUACCUGACGGUGCUGGCCGAUGGCACCAUGUUGCCGUCUGUGGUUCUGGCGAACCGGCAGCUGGCUGAGAGAGUCCUGCCAGAGUUCAUCCUGCUGGAGGCCGGACAAGAGAGUCUGUUAGUAGAAGAAGCCUUGGAUCUGUGGACUAACAAGGUUUGGCUAAAGCAUGUGUCCGGUCCAACUAGGCCCAGUAAAUCAAUGCUGGUCCUGGACCGACACCGGGAGCACAUGGGAGAUUCGUUCCUCACUUCCAUCAGCGGAUCGGGCACCCUGCCGGCUGUGAUCCCAGGAGGCUGCUCCUUCCGUCUGCAGCCCCUGGACAUUUGCGUGAAGCCGGUUCUGCAGCACUUCCUGUUGUCACGCUGGGCAAAUUUCACCGCCGGAAACCCGAAGGAGUUGGAGGAGACGUCACCACACCAGCUCCAAGCAAAUGUGGCCCAGCUGCUGGUUGACUGGGUGGUCGAGGCCCUGACGCACUUAAACAAACUCCCACAGCUUUGGAAGAAGUCGUUCCGUCUGACGGGCCUUCUGUCGGGGUGGAAAGAGGAGGACCAGGAGGUGGAGGAGGAGACAAUGAGUCCAGAGGAGAUCCAAUCAGACCUCCUAAAGACUCUGACGGAGACCCUGCUGGGGCCUGAAGCUUUGGAGGACGAUUAUCCUGAGCUGAUGGAGCUGGAAGACAAAGAGGACACAGAGGAGGAACAAGGAGAAGGAAAGGAGCUAUCAGAGGAGAAAAAGGAGCCCAAAGCAGGAGACGGGAAGGAGGUGAAAAAGGACAGGGAAGAGACCAGGGAGGAGAUUGAGGAGGAAGGGAAGGAAACAAAGGAAGAAGGUCAAUCAGAGGACACAGAAAAGGACACAAUCAAAGCUGUGGAAGACAUUAAGGAGACAGAGGACAAGUGUCGGCCAGAGGAACCAAAAAAGGACGGAAAGGACACAAUCAAAGGUUUUAAAGACAGGAAGGAGACAGAGGAGGACAGGAAACAAGCAGUUAAGAAGCUAGAGGAGGACAGCGAGGAGGAAGGGAAGGAGACAGAGGAGGACAGGAGGGAAGUGAGCAAGGAGAGACGAGAGACCAGGAUAGUGAUAGGAGAGGAAGUCGGUGAUGAGUGGAAGAUAACGGUGAAGAGCCGGACGGACGGCGUCGAGGACGACAGGAUGGACGAAAGCUGAGGAGAAGAUGAAGACAUGGACGUCCACACCUGACCACGGUGUCCCCAACAGGUGUCUGAUGGGACGUUUACCGCCGGGUAUCAUCCGUCAAAGAUGAGACAAACAAGUAGCAACCAGCAGACUGUGGCUCCGCCCAUAAACACACCUUACCAGGUGAGGAUAUAAAGCGCCCAGGUGAGCUGUUGAGUUGGUCCCAAUUAUUUAGUUUGAACUCCAAAUAAGUUGUACUUAUUGAUACGGUCCAGACGGGAUGCUGUUGGACUAGUGGACAUUAGAGGAACUGCAGCGGAGUCGGUUGAUGUACAGAUGGUGUAACCCCGAAAAGUGUUCGCUUAUGUUCUGAAGUUUUUGUUUUGAAGUUUUGGACAGAAUCUGAAGACAAUCAUGUAGUUUGAGCCAAUCAGCUAAUAUCCAAACGCAGGAGUUCUGAAGAAAGCUUCAUGAAUAACACCAAUCUGUGUGUUUAGGUCAUAGUUCUUACAUGAGACGACAAAUCUAAUAUCAAAAUAAUGAAACAUAAAGACACGCUGAUAUUCUUUAAAACACACUGGAAGACCAAAUGUUUGUGUGAUUAUAUUUUUUGAUAAACCAUAUCAGUCCACUGAGAUCUGAAAUACAAAGUCUGAGACAAAAGAGAAACUGUUGGUGUUUAAUUAAUGAAAUGUUUAAUUUUCACUGAUGAGAUUGUUUGCAGAUCUGAAGCUGCAGCAGCUUCCUGUCAAUGUUGUUAUGAUGAUGGAGACCGGCUCUGGAAGCUGAUUGGCCGGUCGGGAACAUGUGGGGGGGUAAUGUUAAUGUGUUGGAUCAUGUGACCAGAACAGACGAUGAAUGUUGGAGAUAUUUUGACGAAUAUUUGCCGGAGGAUCGUGUUUGAUCAGAAGAAUGUGACGGUGCUACAGAACAGAUGUUGUACAGAUGAUGAUGAUGAUGAUGAUGGAUUCUCUUCCUCAUUAAUAAAAUACAAACAUCUUCAUGUUUGGAACCUUUUAUUUUGAUACACGAAUCACCAGGGAUGAGAUUUCUACAGAUUUAUAUUUCAAUUUUCAACUUGAAAAUGUGAAAUCAGGCGGCAACGUUUUCUUCUUCAACACAGCGUGAUUUUCAUUUAGUAAAUGAUGUUCCAUUUAGAGUCAAACAAAAU
This is a messenger RNA of Anoplopoma fimbria (sablefish), 6067 nucleotides long. RefSeq lists its product as uncharacterized. The record is from RefSeq and is a predicted model, not a curated record. The coding region runs from base 76 to 4926 and encodes 1616 amino acids. The transcript has 12 exons. Lineage: Eukaryota; Metazoa; Chordata; Actinopteri; Perciformes; Anoplopomatidae.